GGAAUUCUCUAGCUUUUUUCCUUUUUUUUUUUUACCUUUACCUCUUAUCCCAUUUUCCUUUCUUCUUUACAUCAUGUCCGCUGUACCUACAAGCAAAGAUUUGAAGACCAAUGAUUUGUCGGUGUCACUGGAUUUAAGCAAAGCUCCUUCCGCCGACGAAUUGAAACCUUAUAUUGAAUUACAGCAUGCUGCCAAUUACCUUGCGGCUGCCAUGAUUUUCUUGCAGUCAAAUGCUCUCCUUCGACGCGAACUGACAAAGGACGAUGUCAAACCACGCUUGUUGGGUCACUGGGGUACUUGUCCAGGCAUUAAUCUGGUUUAUGCUCACUUGACUCGUUUGAUUAAGAAGCAAAACCUCAACAUGAUGUUGGUGACCGGUCCUGGCCACGGUGCACCCGCCAUUCUUGGCAGCCAAUACCUCGAACAAUCCAUCACCAAAUACUACCCCAAGUACUCCAUUGGUGAAGAAGGUUUGGAAAAGUUGGUACGCGGCUUUUCCUGGCCUGGCGGUUUCCCUAGUCACAUUAAUUCCGAAACACCUGGCCAAAUUCACGAAGGUGGUGAACUCGGUUACGCUUUGGCGGUGAGUUUCGGUGCGGCUUUGGAUAACCCUGACCUCAUUGUGCCAUGCAUUGUCGGCGAUGGUGAAGCCGAAACCGGUCCGACGGCUACGGCAUGGCAUUUGAUCAAAUACUUGGACCCUGCCAAGUGUGGUGCUGUCUUGCCCAUUCUCCACUUGAACGGCUUCAAGAUUGCCGAACGCACCAUUUCCGGAACCAUGAGCGAUGAUGAAGUUACUGCCUUGUUUACCGGUUACGGUUACCAGGUGCGUAUUGUAGGCACGGAUCUCGACAAGAUUCAAGAGGAUAUGGCCAUGUCGUUUGAAUGGGCUAUUGGCGAGAUCCACGCUAUUCAGAAGGCGGCCCGCAGUGGUCAAGCCGUGUAUAAGCCCCGCUGGCCCGUGAUCGUCUUGCGUUCGCCUAAAGGAUGGACCGGUCCCAAGAAAGCCCACGGUGUCCAGAUCGAAGGCACAUGGCACGCUCAUCAAGUACCUUUACCUAAAGCCAAGACGGAUGACGAAGAAUUCCAGUUAUUGAAACAAUGGUUGGAGAGUUACAAACCCCACGAACUUUUCGACGACAAUGGCCGUCCUAUCAAGGAAAUCUUGGACUGUUUCCCUCAAGACGAGCGCUUGCGUAUGGGUCAGCGCAAGGAAACCCACGGUGUGUACAAGCAGCUCAAGUUACCUGCAUGGCAAGAUUACGUGUCGGCGGAUCCCGACGUGAGCGCCAUGAUCUCGGCUGGCGACUAUCUCGCGGAAGUGUGCAAGAACAACGAUGAUCGUUUCCGCAUCUUUUCUCCUGAUGAACUGACCUCGAACAAGUUGACCAAGGUCUUGGAAGUCACCAACCGUACCAUGGAAUGGGAUCCCGAUCUGUUUACCAAGGGCGGUCGUGUCACCGAAGUCUUGUCUGAACAUUCUUGCCAAGGCAUGUUGCAAGGUUACACCUUGACAGGCCGUACGGGUUUGUUCCCCAGUUAUGAAGCGUUCCUCGGCAUCAUCACCACCAUGAUCAUUCAGUAUGCCAAAUUCCUCAAAUUGGGUAAGGAAACCCUCUGGCAACACCCAGUGCCUUCCAUCAAUUACAUUGAAAGCAGCACUCUUUGGCGUCAAGAGCACAACGGUUUCAGUCAUCAGAACCCAGCUUUCCUCAACAAUUUGAUGAACCUAAAGUCCAACAUGGUCCGCAUCUACUUGCCUCCCGAUGCCAACUGUAUGCUUUCUACUUUGGAUCACUGUCUCAAGUCCAAGAACUAUGUCAACUUGAUCAUCAGUGCCAAGAACCCUAUGCCGGUGUGGUUGUCCUCGGCCAAGAGAGUGGAAGAACAUUGCCGUGCCGGUGUCUCGGUGUGGAGCGAAUUCAGUACUGAUGGAGGUCGCGAUCCCGAUGUGGUGCUUGUCGGUUGCGGUGUCGAAACAACCUUUGAAGUGAUUGCUGCGGCCGCCCUUCUUCGCAAAGACUGUCCCAAGUUACGUGUCCGCGUUGUCAAUGUGACGGAUUUGAUGGUGCUUGGUUUCACGCAUUCGCACCGUUUGACCACGGCUGAAUUUGAUGCCAUCUUCACCAAGGAUAAGCCCAUCAUUUUCAAUUUCCACGGUUAUCCCUCGGCCAUCAAGAGUUUGGCCUACGAUCGCGUGAGUGGCCGUCGUAUGGCCGUUCACGGUUACAACGAAGAAGGUACUACCACCACGCCGUUCCACAUGCUCACUGCCAACGGUUGCUCCCGUUACGAUAUUGCCAUUGACGCCUUGGAACACGUGCUGCCCAACGGAGCUGUCGAUAUGGACGCUCGUACUCACAUUGCCAACUACCGCCACGCCAUUCGUGAACACCAAAAGUACAUUGAAGCGCACGGUACCGAUCCAAAGUACCUUGCUGAAAAGCCAACCUUUGAUUAAAUGGAUGUCCAAAAAAAAAAAAACUGUUUGUCCUGUACAUAUCACUAUGUUUGUAAUUCAAUAAAGAAAAGAAAGUUAUCAUCAACCCAGUCCUUUUUCAUAAAUAUGAUAUGCC
Messenger RNA from Radiomyces spectabilis, 2576 nucleotides. RefSeq names its product phosphoketolase. Gene Ontology annotation, biological process: carbohydrate metabolic process. Gene Ontology annotation, molecular function: aldehyde-lyase activity. The record is from RefSeq and is a predicted model, not a curated record. The coding region runs from base 74 to 2461 and encodes 795 amino acids. The transcript is spliced from 4 exons. Lineage: Eukaryota; Fungi; Mucoromycota; Mucoromycetes; Mucorales; Radiomycetaceae.